Lucilia sericata (common green bottle fly) is the source of this 1626-nucleotide messenger RNA. It is a transcript of the gene Rad9, whose product is annotated as cell cycle checkpoint control protein RAD9A. The coding region runs from base 244 to 1548 and encodes 434 amino acids. The record is from RefSeq and is a predicted model, not a curated record. The transcript has 4 exons. Gene Ontology annotation, cellular component: checkpoint clamp complex. Lineage: Eukaryota; Metazoa; Arthropoda; Insecta; Diptera; Calliphoridae. Gene Ontology annotation, biological process: DNA repair; cellular response to ionizing radiation; DNA replication checkpoint signaling.
GUAAAUUUAGUUAAAAAAGAAAGUUAUUUAAAAAAUAGUGCGAAUUUUACAAAUUUUAUAAUAAUUGUACAAAACUUGAAAGUUUUUAUGAAUCAAAGUUAUUUAUAGAAAAAUUUGACGGCGUCAUUACUUAACCAGAAGCGCCGGCAUGUCCUAAAGGUAGUUGAUUGAAACUGCACUGUUUUCUGCUUUAUUUACAUAUUUUUGUUUACAUUUUGUCCAAGUUCUAAAAACUUUAAAAAUAUGAAGUGUUCCUUGGAGGGUAUGAAUGCUAAAGCCAUAGCUAAAUCCAUACAAUCAUUAGCCAAGAUUGGCAGUGAUUUAUGUGUGGAAGCCGAUGAAAAUGGUUUACAAUUUCGCACCUUUAAUCCUUCAAAAUCUGCCAUGGCUACCAUACGUUUCCAGCGUAUAUUUUUCGAAACCUACAGUCUCGAAGAGUCGGGAGUGAAUUAUUGUAAAGUGUGUAUGAAGGCAAUAUUGGCGGUAUUCAAAAAUAUGCGGCAUGUGGAACGUUGUGAAAUACGUUUGUUGGCAGAUCAAUUGAAAUUGCAGGUACAAUUUAAAUGUAGUUUAGAGACCAUGAAAAAUGCAUUGAUUUCGGUGGUUGAUGAUGAGAUUUUAACCACGAAUGUUUCCCAGGAUGAGGCCAUAAAUGUGAUUGUGGGUUCUUAUAAGAUAUUCAAUGAUAUAUCGAGUAAUUUUAAUGCCACAGAAUCGGAGAUUACUUUGGAAAGUAUGGGUAAUGGUUUAACGGCCAAAAACUAUAUAGAAGGAGCCAGGGUCAAUGAUAAAUUUAUGCGAUCUCAAUUAAAAUUAAGUCCAAGCGAAUUUGAAACAUACAGCAUACAAGAAGAAUCUGCCAUUACUUUUUCCCUAAAAGAAUUCCGAGCAUUUUUGGCUUUUGCUGAAACUAUCAAUGAAAAUAUUACCUUAAAUUUCAGUCAAGAAGGUUCUCCUUUAUUUGUAACGAUGAAAAAAACUGAUUAUAUAGAAUGUUCCCUAGUAAUGACCACAGUAUUGCCCGAAGAUGUUAGUUUUUAUGAAGAGUGUCUAGAAACGGAAGUUAGCGAACCCACUCAUAAUACCACCCGCAAAAGUAACACCUCCAAAUCCCAUAAACGUAAACAUAGUAAUUCUAAUCCUAAUAGUACUUCGGCUGCAGCUGCUAAGAAAAGGUUAUCGGAAGAAACUACUCUGAGUAAUGAUACAACAUUAUUUGAUUUUGAUGGGGAUAAUAAUCAUACCAGCCUACAUUCCAUACAAGCCGCUAGAAAUUUGACACAAAGAGAUCAUGAUAUGUUGGAUGAUAAUGAUAUAUUAUUGGCAGCUGCGGCAUUAGAUACACCCGACUUAUCGUUCCAGGAUAAUAAGAGUGAGGACAGGGAGAAUGAGGAGGAGGAAGACGAAACUAUACCCCAGUCACCCCAGCGGGAGCAUGUACCAAAAAUACGUACCAUAUUCGCCCGAUGUUUUGAGGCCACCUAUAUACCAAAAGAACCUUCACCGAAUAGCGAAGUUUUUGUACCUAAUUCGGAUACAGAAGAUUAAGUGUAAUUGUAAAAGUUUAUUUAUUUUAAAUAUAUAUAUAAAAAAUUUUAUAAAUUUUUGUUUUUUCUUAAAUCCAAC